GCCGGGCCGUGCGGACCUCUUUGUCUGGCGGGAGGGAUGCAGGGCGGGGGCCUCCCCCGGCGUCCCGGCCGGAGUCGAGAAGCCGAUGGCGGCAGCCACGCUCCCGGAGCCGGCGCUGGGUUGUGUGACCUUUGAGGAUGUGGCCAUUUGCUUCUCCCAGGAAGAAUGGAGACUUCUUGAUGAGGCCCAAAGGUUCCUGCACCUCAAUGUCACGCUGCAGAACUUGGCACUUAUAAACUCGCUAGGCUGUGGGCAUGAAAUAAAAGGGGAAGCUGAGCCGAGGCUUCCUGGAGGAGCACCACAGGUCAAAACUUCUAAGACCAGUCUGUCCACACAGAAGACUGACCUCUGCGGGAGGUGUGUUCCGAUUCUGCAAGACAUUUUGCAUGUGGCUGAUCUACCUGGGCAGAAACAUGGGGCUGGGGCACGUACAAACCUUCACCAGCACCACAGACGUCACAGUAAAAAGAAAUCUUUUAAGAGGGACCUUGAUAGGAUCUCAUAUUUAAAACGGUGCCUGUUCCGCCCAUCAGUGAAGUCCUUCCCCGACUGGGAGAUGGAGAGGGACCUCCCAGCCAUACUGAGCCUUCUCAAAUCCCUGGCCUUUCCCAACAGUAAGAAACAGAACCCAAUUAUUGAGGCUAGGGAGGACAUCUGUAGUCACAAGAGCCGCAAGCCAGGAGAGUGUGAGACACCUGUGGACCACCCAAAAGUCUCCAGUGGGAAAAAGCUGUAUGAAUGCGGUAAAUGUGGGAAGACCUUCCGUGGCAAGUACUCGCUUGACCAGCACCAGAGAGUCCACACCGGAGAGAGGCCAUGGGAGUGCCAUGACUGCGGGAAGUUCUUCAGCCAGACCUCCCACCUGAACGACCACCGGAGGAUCCACACCGGAGAAAGGCCCUACGAGUGCAGCCAGUGUGGAAAGCUGUUCAGACAAAACUCUAGUCUUGUGGACCACCAGAAAAUUCACACUGGAGCAAGGCCCUACGAGUGUAGCCAGUGUGGGAAAUCUUUUAGUCAGAAAGCCACCCUCGUUAAGCACCAGAGGGUCCACACUGGGGAAAGGCCUUAUAAGUGUGCCGAAUGUGGGAAUUCUUUCAGCCAAAGUGCCAUUCUUAACCAGCACCGGAGGAUUCACACUGGAGCAAAGCCUUACGAGUGUGAGCAGUGUGGGAAAUCCUUUAGCCAGAAAGCUACCCUCAUUAAACACCAGAGAGUUCACACCGGAGAGAGGCCUUAUAAAUGUGGCGACUGCGGGAAGUCCUUCAGCCAGAGCUCCAUCCUCAUUCAGCAUCGGAGAAUUCACACCGGAGCCAGGCCCUAUGAGUGUGGCCAGUGUGGGAAGUCCUUCAGCCAGAAGUCUGGCCUCAUUCAGCACCAGGUAGUUCACACUGGAGAAAGGCCCUAUGAAUGUGACAUGUGUGGGAACUCCUUUAGCCAGUGCUCCAGCCUCAUUCACCACCAAAAGUGUCACAGUAUGUAGUGCCCCAUAAAAACAAAUGUGAAGGGCUAGGAGGGUGGCUCAGUGGUAGAGUGCUUGCCUCACAUGCAUGAGGCCCUGGGUUCAAUUCCUCAGCACCACAU
Messenger RNA from Dipodomys spectabilis (banner-tailed kangaroo rat), 1584 nucleotides. Its product is annotated as zinc finger protein interacting with ribonucleoprotein K-like. Gene Ontology annotation, biological process: negative regulation of transcription by RNA polymerase II; regulation of cytokine production; regulation of immune system process. The transcript is spliced from 3 exons. Lineage: Eukaryota; Metazoa; Chordata; Mammalia; Rodentia; Heteromyidae. Bases 86 to 1483 code for a protein of 465 amino acids. The record is from RefSeq and is a predicted model, not a curated record.